Nymphaea colorata (pocket water lily) is the source of this 797-nucleotide messenger RNA. RefSeq names its product stress enhanced protein 1, chloroplastic. The record is from RefSeq and is a predicted model, not a curated record. The transcript has 3 exons. Gene Ontology annotation, biological process: cellular response to high light intensity. Bases 192 to 650 code for a protein of 152 amino acids. Lineage: Eukaryota; Viridiplantae; Streptophyta; Magnoliopsida; Nymphaeales; Nymphaeaceae.
AGGCCCACAGACCGAGAGAGAGGGCGAGAGGGAAACAGAGAGCCUUGGUCCCUUGGCGGCGAGCGAGGGCGAAAGAGAGAGGGAAUUGGUGGGGGAUAGGAUUUGAGAGGCUUCCAUUCACAAGGUUGGCCUAAAGAGGAGAAAGAAGAAAGCAGGACGAGACAGGUGAAGAAGAAAAGGAAAGGGAGAGAAUGGCUUACGCUCAAGCAUCUCAACCCAUCUGCAGUCUCAUAAGCAAAGGUUUUACAGAUGGGGGCUCUGCGUAUCUCAGACCUUCGGGCACUCUACUCCACCUUUCAUCUCGGAAGAUAUCGGGAAUGUCCACUACCUUUGCUAGGGGCUCCCCACUUCCUUACUACUUGAUGCACUUAGUUUGGAAGACUUGCCAGCAUACAACCGCAAGAAAAAAUUGUGCACUUUCCAUCAGAUGUGAGCAAGGUACAAAGGGAAGCAACAGCUUAGAUAUAUGGCUGGGGCGUUUAGCAAUGGUGGGAUUUUUAUCGGCAGUUUCAGUUGAAGUGGUUACAGGGAAGGGACUCUUGGAGAAUUUUGGGCUUACAACUCCUUUACCAACGGUAGCCUUGGCUGUUACUGCAUUAGUUGGAGCGCUGACUGCAGUAUUUAUUUUUCAAUCCGCAGCAAGAAAUUGAUAGAUAUAAUUCGAGAUUCGGUCUAGCGUUUAAGCUACGACCGAUUUUUUAUUUGUUAUCUUUGUAUUUUAGACGCAAUACUUGUGCUCAAGUUGUUUGCGGCAGUGGGAAAAAGUUGCGGAAAGGAAAAUUAGGGAAUUUAAUGCA